UCGCCAGCCACUCUAUCCUUAUGUAACGCGAUGUCGCGAGUGCGUUGAGUGCGAUAUUGUGCCAACAUGGCCGGGAUUGUGCCGUAUACUCGCGGAAAUGCGCUCCGACAAGUUUUACGGGUCAGAGCGGUGCACACUACGGCGGUGCGGGAUGCCGAGGCUAGGCUCAAAACCUUCUCCGUGUAUCGCUGGAACCCGGACAAGCCAGAGGAGAAGCCGUACAUGCAGAAGUACAAGGUCGAUCUGAACAGCUGUGGUCCAAUGGUGCUGGAUGCAUUGAUCAAGAUUAAAAAUGAGAUUGAUCCGACACUGACAUUCCGUCGUUCUUGUCGCGAGGGUAUCUGUGGAUCUUGUGCUAUGAAUAUCGGUGGAACAAACACGCUGGCGUGUAUCAGCAAAAUUGACACGAACACAAGCACCUCGUGUGAUGUUUAUCCGUUGCCACACAUGUAUAUCGUCAAAGACCUGGUGCCAGAUCUGAAUAAUUUUUAUAAUCAGUAUCGCAGUAUACAGCCUUGGCUACAGCGUGACAGCACUGAGAAAGUUGGUAGCGAACAGUAUUUGCAGAGCAUAGAAGACCGCAAAAAGUUGGAUGGUCUCUACGAGUGCAUUCUCUGCGCUUGCUGCAGCACUUCCUGCCCGUCCUAUUGGUGGAACGGCGACAAGUACUUAGGCCCAGCGGUACUCAUGCAAGCUUACAGAUGGAUCAUUGACUCACGAGAUAGCCACGCGAAGCAGCGCUUGGAAAAGCUGAAAGAUCCAUUCUCGGUUUUCCGCUGUCACACAAUUAUGAAUUGCACGCGUACCUGUCCAAAGGGUCUGAAUCCGGGGAAGGCGAUCGCGGAGAUAAAGAAAAUGUUGGCGAGCGUCCAAUACGGGAAAACGCCGAAUGUAGGCACUGCAUCUCCGUAGUAGUCAAGGGAAAUUUGGAAGGCGAAAGUGAGAAAUUUGUACAUCCAUGUGUUACAUCAUCGUCUGCAGCGAAUGCGUGUGAGUCUGUCGAGGUAGCGGGAUUAAAUGUUCUUGGAGGCCGAGAGGUCGGUCGCACUCUACGUGUGAAUAAAACAGGCUUCCUAAGUGAAGUUGCGUGAA
Ooceraea biroi (clonal raider ant) is the source of this 1092-nucleotide messenger RNA. It is a transcript of the gene SdhB, whose product is annotated as Succinate dehydrogenase, subunit B (iron-sulfur). The record is from RefSeq and is a predicted model, not a curated record. Gene Ontology annotation, molecular function: oxidoreductase activity; electron transfer activity; 2 iron, 2 sulfur cluster binding. Gene Ontology annotation, cellular component: mitochondrial membrane. Gene Ontology annotation, biological process: tricarboxylic acid cycle; aerobic respiration; respiratory electron transport chain. NCBI's taxonomy places the organism in Eukaryota, Metazoa, Arthropoda, Insecta, Hymenoptera, Formicidae.